This is a messenger RNA of Diatraea saccharalis (sugarcane borer), 5192 nucleotides long. Lineage: Eukaryota; Metazoa; Arthropoda; Insecta; Lepidoptera; Crambidae. The record is from the annotation of a GenBank genome assembly.
AAUCGAAAAAUUGAAAAUGGCUGCUGUGUUAUAGGCACGCGUUGUUCAAUGAAGAUUUUUAUUUGGAGUGGUUUAGCAUUUAUUUCUUCUUCACUGUCUUUAGCUUAGUGUUUAGGACGAUACACUUGUUUUUUUUAACGUAUAAAAGUGUAAAAGUAAAAGUGUGUAGUGGUGUUGCGGUUUUAUUUGCGAAAAAUUUGUUAAUACUUGUGGCUUAUCUAUGCGAACAUUUGUGUGGCCUUUUCCUAUAAUAUAAUGUAUAUGUAAUGAAAAAAAUGUAAGAGUGUGAUUGAUUUUGUAUUGAAAUGUCCGUUCACUACAAAUUCAAAAGUGCGUUAGAUUAUGACACAGUCACUUUUGAUGGACUGCAUAUAUCUGUAGGUGAUCUGAAAUCUGCGAUAUCACAACAAAAACGUAUAGGGAAGACAUCAGAUUUUGAUCUACAAAUCACGAAUGCUCAAACAAAAGAAGUGUAUGUGGAUGACAACACUUUAAUUCCCAAAAAUACAUCUUUGCUUGUUGCUAGAGUCCCCCUCUCUCAGCAACCAAAAAAGCAGUGGGAAGGUUCAAAUAGUGCAACUGUACAACAUAAAGAUGCAGUUGUUAACAAGGGUUUGGCUGAUCUGUCUCGCAUGGAAGGUAGCGAACAGGAUAAAAUAAAUGCUAUGAUAUCACAAUCCACUUUUGACUAUGACCCUAGCAACUACCAAAAAAUUAGAGGUCAGAAUCAAAGAGGAGUAGUACCGUCCAAUUACGUCUGCUACAAGUGUCAGAAACGUGGUCAUUGGAUCAAAGACUGCCCUUUAGCAAAUUCUGGAGAACCAGUAGAAAUAAGAAGGAGUACAGGAAUACCCCGAAGUUUUAUGGUACCAGUAGAAGGUCCAAAAGCACCAGGUGCAAUGAUGACCCCAAGUGGCACUUUUGCAGUGCCUGUUGUUGACCAUGAGGCCUACUUGGCAUCGGAGAAUGCGGGGGGUGCAGACACACCCACAAAUGCCCCAGCUGCUCCAGAACCUAACAUACCUGAUGAAUUAAUCUGCAGUUUAUGCAGAGACUUACUCACUGAUGCUGUAAUGAUUCCAUGUUGUGGGAAUUCAUUUUGUGAUGAAUGUAUAAGGGGUGCUUUACUUGAAUCUGAAGAUCACGAAUGUCCUGACUGUCGUGAAAAAGAGAUAGCCCCUACUACAUUAAUCCCUAACAGGUUUUUAAGAAAUUCCGUAUCAUCAUUUCGUAAUCAAACUGGGUAUAGUAGAAGGGUUCCUCAUCGUCCUGUUGUGCCACCAAUGCAGCCACAUCCAGUUAUUGAGCCACCGAUUAUGCCAGGUCAUCCACCUGCUAAUGCUGCGGGUCAGCAGGGAUUGCCGAUGGCUGGACCACCGCCUGCGAAUUUAAAACCACCAGGUUUGGACACUCCACCAAAUCUACACAAUCCACCAAUGCAAAGAAUAGAUGAGCAAAGAGCAAGUACGCCGACCAUAGAUGAAAGAAGAGAUCCAUUAUCUUCACAGGUUGUCUACAAUCGUGGACCUCCACCACCUUAUAUGGCAGGUGUGCCACCUCCAUCACGGCGUUAUAACAACCCACCAUACGGAAGACAUGAACCACGUGGAGCUGUACCUCCGUUUAACGAUCGCUACGCGCAUGAACCGUAUCAGCCGCGACCACCGGGAGUUAAAGAUUCGCCUACUAACGGGCACGACGACGAUCCACUGGAGGCGUUCAACCGGAUGAUACGUGAGAAGGAGAUGCGAGCGAAGCGGCGCGAGGAGGAGCGGCGGCGGGCACAGUCAGGGUCGCACUCUCGUUCGCGGUCGCCGCGCUCGUUGCGGUCGCCGCGUUCGCCACGCGCAGGCCGCCCGUCCCGCUCCCCGCGCCCGCCGCCGGCCCGCUCGUCGCGUUCGCCCCGUCCUCUGCGUUCGUCGCGUUCGCCGCGCUCGCCCCGGUCACCGUUACCGCGCUCGCCCCGCGCGCGCCCCCGCAGCCGUGCAUCCAGCCGACUCCGCUAUUCUAGAUCGCGAUCUUUGUCACGCGGUCGACUGCGUCGAUCGCCCUGGUCUCCGAGACGCCGCCGUACCCGUGAAAGGACUUUGUCGUUGACGAGGUCUCCAUCGCCUCGCCGCCGACACAGAUCGCCGCUUCGGUAUCGCUCGCCUUUGCGGUCGCCGCUGCGCUCGCCGCUGCGAUCACCGUUGCGUUCCCCGCCACGCUCUGCACCGCGAUCGCCGCUGCGUUCGCCGCCGCGCUCUCCCCUGAGAACUCCGCUACGUUCGCCGCUGCGUUCGCCGUUGCGUUCGCCGAGACGUUCGGCGAUGCGCUCGCCUCCACCACGGCCUAUGUCACCUCAUCGGUACACGGGAGUUUACGACGAAAUGUUGUCGCCGCCACCACGUAAUGUUGAGCCGCCUUACGGACCCAGGUAUAGUUCGAGAAACAAUUUACCUCCACCUAUCUAUCCUUCUAUGGGUGCAAAACCAAUGCUCCCAAUAGAUAAUCUCCCAAUUCAAACGGAACCACCACCAGGUUACCGUGGACGGUAUGAGCCUCCACCAUUUGAAGACAUACCACCAGGCGUGGAACCGCCUGUUCCUGGAUUUGAACCGUCGCCAUUUGAGAAACCACCAUUCCAUCCACCUGGGCUUAUGGAUAGGGAAAGACUUCCACCUCCGAAUUAUAGGGAAUCUUAUAGGCCGCCAUAUGUGGAUGGUCCGGGAGGAUUCAGAGACGUUCCCAUUGCCAAUGUUCCGAAUGAAAUACCCAUUCAUGUAGGUGAUCAACCAAGAUAUCGUGAUAAUUAUAGAUCUUAUCGUGAUCAAGGCCAAAUGCCUUUUAGAGAUGGUCAGGGUUAUCGAGACGUACCACAAGGGCCACCGUAUAGGGAAGGUAACUUUAGAAACGGGCCGCCAUUUAGAGACAAUUCUUAUAGAAAUAAUCCCUAUAGAGAUGGUGGUUACAGAGACAAUCAGCCUCAUAAUUUCCGUGAGGGAGCCCCACCCUUUCGCCCUCCUAGUACUGAUCCACGGGAGCAACCACCACCCAACUACCAUGAUCCAAACUAUCGUGACGGCUUUAGAGAUGAUAAUAAUGUUGUUAGGGAUCAUAUGCGACCUGGUUAUAGACAACCUAAUGUACGUACUAGAGGAGGUUCAAGGCGUAAUCCGAAUGUUGAACAAGAAAGACAUGGCCGUGAAAGAGAGCGUUUUAAUGAGAAUAGAGAUCCAGAUAGAGUCAGAGAAUUAGAAAAGCGACCUGGAUAUGACAAGCCCCGUGAUAUGCGUGAGGGACGUGAGGAUCGGUCUCGUGAUUAUGAAAGAAGUCGCGACCACGAUAAAGAAAGGGACCGGGAUCGAGACAUGACACCUGAAAAGAAAAAUCGCGGCUCACCUAAACGUUAUCGAGAAGUAAGAGAUAAGAAACGAAGUGAAUCCAGAGGAAGGUCUCGCGAUAGAGAUAAUAAACGUGAAAAGAAAGAAGAGAGAACCCGAGAGAAGUCUUCUGCAGACAGGAGUAGAGACCAUAAAGACAAAGAUAAGAAGAUGAAAGAAAGGAAAAAGAAGAAGAGAGAAAAAGAAAAGGAAAAAGAAGUUGAUAAGAAAAAGAAGCGCGAAAAGAAAGAGAAGAAAGAUAAAGACUUUAAAAAAGAGGACGAGAAUGGAAAUGAGAAUAUUAAUUCCAAGCCUGAUUUGAAACAAGAAUCAGAAUUAAAAAAUGUUAAACAGGAAAGCCCUAUUCAAACUGAAAACAUUCAUCCGGACGAGAAUGUAGUUAAAGCUCAAUCGCCGAAAGUAGAAUCUGAAAGAAAAUCUCUGAACGAAUUAUAUGGUGAUGACGUGGAAGCUGUAGAUAAAGAAAUUAUACAAAAUUAUGUCAAAGCCGAAGAAGAUGGCAAAACGAAUGAAAAGAACAUUGAAGAUAUAGCAGCUAAGGAAGAACCAUUUGAUGGCAUAGAACUCCAAGCUAAUGCUGAUGAACUAGAUUUGAAAAGUGAUACCGAAAACGUUAAUCAAAAUAAAGAAAUGUUGGCACCCUUACCAGAACUGUCAAAAUGGGAAGUGGACGAUGAAACUACUGAUAAAAUUAAAGAGCCCGGUGAAAUCACUUCGCCUGAAACAGAGGAGGAUGGUGGUAAAGUUACGUCAGAUGUAAUAAAAAGAGCAGAGAAUGCUAUAUUCGCGAAGGCAAUUAAUUCUUUAAGACCUAUAGAAAUAAAGAAAAUAAGUAGCGAUCGUCUUAAGUUAUAUGGUGACGAACAAACUAAGGGAUCUAUGAAUAACAUUCAAAUUACUGUUCCUGUCACUGAUUCCGAAGUAAGGGGGAUUGGGGUUAAUGACAAAAAAAGAUCUUCCAAGACACCGCCCCCCAGGUUAUCAGUUAAAGAGCGACUAGGUGGAAAAAUAGAAGAUGUACGUAGAACCAGGGAAACUCGCGUUGUACAUAGUACCGUAGAACGAGUAAAGUCGCGAUCAAAAACUCCUAAAAAAGAACAACCAUACCGUAGGGUAAUGGUGGAUAGAGAAAGAGUUCGAAAACCUGACACGUUUAGUAGGCCUGAUUCUCUAAAAAGUGAGCGUAGAAUAGUAUCAGAGGGUUCAAAACCCAUUGAUAAGUAUCGUCAUAGGAGUCCUGGGGGUGAAAACAAAAAGAGGGAUUUGGAUAAAAAAUCCAGAGAAGAUAAAAAGGGUAGUAAUAUUGAUAGUAAUAAUUCACGAUUACGUCAAGAGAAAGAGGUCGCUACAGACGUCAAGAAUCAAAAUAUAGAUCGCGAACGAAAGAAAUCUAUCCUAGAUGAAGCGCAUUUUGAACCGGAUUAUGACGAAACCUUGGAAUCUGAUAAUGAAGCCAAAGACGAGGGUACUAAGAAAAGGGAACAUUCAACUUCACCAAGUGGUCCCAUUGAAGCAAAGAAAGUAAAACUUGAGGCCGAAACAAUAAAAUUGGAUCUAACAAAUGUGAAAAAGAAACCAGAAUCAGACAGUGAAUCUUCUAGUGAGUCUGAUGAUACGUCAUCGUCAUCGUCUUCUGAUGCACGUAAGAAGAAAAGAAAGAAGAAGCGUGCAAAGAAAAAGAAAAAGCGGGCGGCUAGUGACAGUGACAGCGAGUCAGACUCCGACUCAGACGAUCAUAAAAAGAAAAAGAAGAAAAGGAAACAUAGGAAGAAGUCAAGCAAGAAGAAGAAAAAAUCCAAACACAAGUAA